Messenger RNA from Salarias fasciatus (jewelled blenny), 2168 nucleotides. RefSeq names its product heparin-binding EGF-like growth factor a (gene hbegfa). Bases 202 to 897 code for a protein of 231 amino acids. Gene Ontology annotation, biological process: positive regulation of cell population proliferation; epidermal growth factor receptor signaling pathway. The transcript has 6 exons. Gene Ontology annotation, molecular function: growth factor activity; epidermal growth factor receptor binding. The record is from RefSeq and is a predicted model, not a curated record. Lineage: Eukaryota; Metazoa; Chordata; Actinopteri; Blenniiformes; Blenniidae.
UCCACGCAGCUCGUGACACCAGACACCCGCCGAGAGGUCGCAGAACACGCGGAUUAAAUCCACCAAACACUUAAGAAAAAAAGAAAAAGCGAAGAGGAUUAAAAAAAAAAAUAACCGGAACAAGUGGGACGGAUUAACCGACUGUAGACAGUUUGAAAGAAUUUAUUUCCACCUCUUGGAGUCACUGGGAGUUUUGUCAUCAUGAAGUUUUUCGCCGUUGCGCUCCUGCUGCUUCACGCCUUGGCGCUGUCCCGACUGGCGAGUGGCGCUGCGGUCGACAGGUAUGAGAGCAACAGGCACACGUCCGUCAUCAACCUGUUGGGCACGACCGCGGACAGGAGGGCGGAGGAGGAGAGCGGGAGCGUGGAUGCCACAACAGCGGAGUACCAGGAGGAGGAGGAGGGGGAUGAAUAUUAUUACUAUGACGAUGAAUAUGAGGACGGCUUGUCUGGAGACUAUGAAAUGCAGAUGCCAAGAGUCGCCAUGUCAAGCAAACCCAAAGACCCGUCUGCCAUCCUGGAGGCUGAAGAAGGAAAGAGAAGGAGGGGAAAGGGAAGAAAGAAGGGGAAAGGCAAGGGGAAGAAGAGGAACCCCUGCCUGAAGAAGUAUAAGGAUUUCUGCAUUCAUGGCACCUGCCAGUACUUGAGGGACAUCCGCGCCCCUUCCUGUGUAUGCCAUCCGAAUUACUCUGGCGAGCGGUGCGAGUUCAUCACGCUGCCGGUUCAAUCCCCCGAGGGCUACAACCGGACCACCGCUCUGGCCGUGGUGGCCGUGGUGCUGUCGUCCGUCUGCCUCACCAUCAUCGGCUUGUUACUAAUGCUCAGGUUUCACAAGCGGGGGGCGUAUGAUGUAGAGAAUGAGGAGAAGGUCAAACUAGGGUUAGCAUCCAACCACUGAGGAGACAAAGAGAGGCAAAGACGCAGAAAUUCUACCUCAAAAUAGAAAAGAGAAGUGAAGCGCAACAGGAGGUCCCGGAGGAAGCAUGAACGUACGUGAAGAAGGGAACAAAGAGUGUCCACUCGACGUUCUGCCAGACGUUCAGACGGAGAAUGGGCAGCUGAACGUAUUCCUGAUGGCCUCAAAAGAAGACGGCCCGUCUGGAACUGGAAUACCGACUGGCUCAGAAAAAGGACUGCAGAUGUGACGAGCACGAGAGAGGAAGAGGAGGAGGAGGAGGAGGAGGAGGAGGAGAAGGAGGAGAGGGGACGUGUCGAGACUCUGUGCUACUUCUUGACUGUGUGAAAAGAAAAGAUUCAAACUGAACUGAAAUGUUUCAAUUGAGAGCUCAAUCUGGAAUUCUUUUAUCUCUCUCUCUCUUUCUCAACAGACAGCAUUUUAUAUUUUCCUGCACAAGGCCAUCAUUUGCUGUCCUUUUCUUGUUUGUUUGUUUGUUUAUUUGUGUGUACAGUCCACAGUAUAUUUAUAAUUCUAAUUUAUUUAUUUAAGCUAACUGUAUUUAUGGAGAUUUUUAACCACCUUCAGCAGUUUGAAAAAAAAAAUAAUGUUACAGUUGUUUUUAUAUUUCUCAUUGGAUGAUAUUUAUUUAUAAAAUGGAAAAAGCAAAAAAUGCAGAAACUCCUUGAGGUAGUAAAUACUUUCUGAAAAGAACUGUAAUACAUCAGUAUCUAAUCUUUGACUUUAAUUUUGGCACUCAAUGAUCGAUAGCACUGCGAUGAAUACAUUGAUCAUUGAAUCGACAUGAAUUGUUCAGGGUAGUUAAAAUGAUGCUUUUUAACACCUUUCUCAUGAUUAUAACCGUUCACACCCGGAGGCUGCCCAGACUAGCCAGUUGGAUCAGCCCGCCACUUAUUGGCUCCUGCUUUUAGCAGUAGUGGGUUCACAGCCUUGCUCGAAGGCACAUCAGUAUUUUGUCAUCGGCGAAGGGACGAGCCCCGCUGCUUGACUGGUCCCACUCGGCUUUAUCCUGCAGGUUCGGGGAGGUUUAGGCCAUGUUAGGCUUCACGCUGGCUGUGCCUCAGUUUUCUAGUGACAAAUAAACACAGUGAGCAACGAGGUGCACUGGAUCAUUAUAAGUGAUGCAAAAAAAAAAAACUAUGCUCUUAGCAUUUUUGCAAAAAACAAAAAAAAAAAAGCCUUUUUACAGGAUGUCAAUCACCAAAUGCACUGUAGCAGGAAUUGGGUAUACAUAUAUCGUCAUGUCUUACCAU